Molecule: messenger RNA, 694 nt
Organism: Amblyraja radiata (thorny skate)
Lineage: Eukaryota; Metazoa; Chordata; Chondrichthyes; Rajiformes; Rajidae
Product: somatostatin-2-like
Exons: 2
Coding region: 84-563 (159 amino acids)
Biological process (GO): regulation of cell migration; adenylate cyclase-inhibiting G protein-coupled receptor signaling pathway
Cellular component (GO): extracellular region
Molecular function (GO): G protein-coupled receptor binding; neuropeptide hormone activity
Source: RefSeq, a predicted model, not a curated record
UAUCCACUAUGUGAUUUGGUUGAGCGUUGUCAGUGAAUGGUUAAUCUCAGAUGGAGUGUAAUUGUUGUCUUUGAUGGGUUCUGAUGUUUAAUGACGCCUUGGUCGCUUGUGCGUCAGUGGCCGGGGGUGUGCUGGAUUAUAAAAGGGUUGGGGAUCAGCAGAGCCAGGCAGAGACUCCUUCGUCGAGGUGCAUUGAGAAGAUCUCGACCAGACUCCACUUCGGUCCAUUACCAAGAGUCAGCAUGCAGUUGCUGGGAAUGGCAAGCCUCCUGUCUGUGCUGCUUGUGGCAUCAAGUGUAAAGGCAGCAGCACCUCUGGAAGACAUGCUGAGUCUUCGGUUGAAUCAGGAUCUGAACAAGGAGAGGAACGAGGUUAUCGUGAAGCUCUUAUCCGGACUGCUAGACUCCGGCAGCAAUCAGAUGGGGAUUGAGAGCACCAUCCCGAACCCCGAGGACAUGGAGGAGGAGAAACUGGAGCAGAGGUCCCCCGUCAAUAAGUUGCCCAAGAGAGAGCGCAAAACCGCCUGCAAGAGUUUCUUUUGGAAGACGUUCACCAACUGCUGACGCCGCCGCCGCAUUAAAACUCCCCUCAAUGGAAUUGAUUUAGCGCUUUAGGUUUUAUUCGCCUGUGGGGUAAAAACAAUUUUUAUUUUGCACAAAAAAAGCAUGAUUGUGCAAUUUUCAAAUGAUGCCUC